AUGUUUCACCUCUUUGGAAUCGAGAUUCCAUAUCUCGAAGCGAGUCUCAUCCGCAUAAGCAAGGUUGAUUCCAUCGGGAGACAGGGAAAACCGAUGAGCGAAACUCGUUUGAGGCCCGAAUCGCUCGCCGAAACGCUCAACAUCUUGGACUGGUUGAUUCUUGAAGACUUCGAUGUCAAUCUCUUUGUCAUUGAUAAGAUCCCACACUAUGACGGGAUCCGUUUCCUCGGGGAGAUGUUGGAUCCGGAUAGCCGCCCUGGUAGCUGA
Messenger RNA from Penicillium soppii, 267 nucleotides. RefSeq lists its product as uncharacterized. The transcript has a single exon. The record is from RefSeq and is a predicted model, not a curated record. Bases 1 to 267 code for a protein of 88 amino acids. Lineage: Eukaryota; Fungi; Ascomycota; Eurotiomycetes; Eurotiales; Aspergillaceae.